GUGUUGUAAUUUGGUCAACAAAUGGAGGGUACAUUAACCUCUGAUGCAAUAAAUGUUCACAAAAAAAGAAGAUUAAAGGUAAAAAUUGCAUAGAGCUUUUAGCAGCAACACUAACAACAUGGAAUCUGCAACAAUAGGCAGAAAAUGGAAGCAGCUUUUGCUCUUUGCAUUUCUCUCAACUUUAACUCAUGGACAAUCUCAUUCUUCAUGCCUUCCCGCUGACUUUUCUUUUGAUCAGCUUGACAAACAGCUUCAGAACAUAAAAAACUGUUUGGAAACUGUAUCUGACAACUGGACGUCAUACCAACACGGAAACAUUCUUAAUCAACUACAAGCAUUAACUGAUAUCAUUCAGAGGCAAGACAACAAAGCGUUUCAGAAGUUACUUCCAGAAAACUGUCCAGCUCCAGCAGUGCCUGAGAAUGGAGGACUGCUGUGUUUAUCUGUGAAGGAUAAGAUCUACUGUAAACCUAUGUGCAAUGCGGGCUAUGAUUUCAAUUUUCUUAGAAGAUCAAGGCUGUUUGAGGAAUGCAGUACUGCCACAAAACACACAUGGACAACUCAGUACAUUGGUGGCAACAGGCUGGCUAUAUGCAACAAGUCCCACAUUGCGGUGUCAGGAGCCCCCUCUGCCUACUUUCCUCAAGGCGAGGACUGUCACAUAACAAAGAGCAACGAACAACUAACGCAGAACAUCACAAACAUCUUUAAAUCUGAGCUGGCUAAAGUGGAGACCACAGAAUCAGAGUCUACCAAACUUCUCUGUGGCAACAUCAACAACUAAAUCUAAAAUGUAGAUCAAAAAUGGUUUGGAAGAUGUUUAGUGCUUGAUGUAAAAAUACAAAUGAACCAUGAUGAUUUCUCUUUUUUCAGAUUUAUCAUGAUUAAGCAAAAAUGUUACCUUGAGGAAAUUAGCGUGCAGCUGUAAUGAUGAAAAAAAUCUUAUUGAUCAUAAUAAUUGAAUAAUAACUAAAGUAUCUUAGUUUAGGGCUAGUAUUGACAUAUAGUACAUGAAAAAAAAAAAAAAAAACUUAAGGGGCAAACUGGCAAUACACUUUUUCUAGCUCUUAUUGUUGGCAAGUAAAGUCUUACAAAAUCUUUAUACAUUAUUCAUGCUUCUCUAAACAAUUUCACAGUAUACAAUUAAUCACUCUCAGACAAUGAGAAGUAAAGCAGCCAACAUUACUGAGGAGGUUUCAGACUAUUUAAUUUAUAUUUCUGGAAUAAUCAGCCCAUCGGGGUCUAAGGAGCAUUUGAGAAUUAGACAGGUCAGCUUAAUGGCAGAUGGAUUUAUAUGACCCAUUUAUAUCAUAAACACACUGGAUGACCAUGUUGAAAAUUAUUUGAGACUUUGCAUAUUUUACAUUAGUCUAACAUGUGCAUAUAAGCAUUUAAUUACAAACAAGAAGUAUAUUUUUUUAACUUAUGUGAAUACAAUUCAGUCUGUAUGUAACUUUUUUAAAAUAGAAAACAACAUGGAUAAUAAAAGCAAAUUUAAAUGUU
Molecule: messenger RNA, 1503 nt
Organism: Danio rerio (zebrafish)
Lineage: Eukaryota; Metazoa; Chordata; Actinopteri; Cypriniformes; Danionidae
Source: RefSeq, marked predicted